GGAUACGAGCCAUUUCUCAUCUAACUGCGUUGGCUGAGCCGCUUGGGUUUAGGUUUUAAGCUGUAAGAACGAGGGGGGGUUGGAGCGAUGAAGAGAGCAAGGAUCCCAUGACGCUCCACAAUGACAUCACCAGGUCUGAAAGAGGCGCAAGAGGCGGAUGGGAGGCACCCCCACUUAUUAAAUUUCGUCGGAAGGUCCAGCUCGCAAGAGAAGAUGCUGCUGCGCCUCGGCGAGGAAGUCGGGUGAUGUGCGCCAGUGGAGCGGCUGAUUCAAGGCUUCUUCCCGAACUUUUGCCGCACCAAGAAAAAAGAAAAAGAAAAAACAACUCCUGACAACAACAGACCCUAAAAGAGGAGAUAAUUUUAUUAUGUGAAGAGACGUCUUAGGAACACAUCUGGCUCCAUGCGCCAGGUUGGAGAGCCCGAUGUUUACUUUGCCUCAUUUUUUAUUCUUUUUGCUCGACCGACUGGAAACACUGGGGCUGACGAAGCCCAUCCAUUGAAGUUAAGAACAAUUAUAAUUGACUCAUCUUUAAAAUUAACUUUUUUCACUUUAAUAUUAUUUGUUUGAUAAGUGCGCGUCUCUGAAGGAGGGCGCACGGACAUGUGUCCAAAUUUACCCUGAUCAAAAUUCUUAAAUUAUUGUUAGUAACAAAACGGAAUUAUGGUUUUUACACGUAAUCGGAGCACAAAUUAAUCAUCAAAGACAAACCCAGCUGACAAAAGAAGUGUCAGUCGUUUUUCUGUUAUUUUAUAACUCCGUAAGGGCUGGUGCACCACAUCAGAAAAAUACUUAUUUACUUGUUUCUAUCCAAGGGAAAGAUUUGUCUUUUUUGGAGAAAAUUAGUUCCAAGAACUGAUCAGAAAACGCUUUCCGCGUCUGACGCAUUGAACUGGGCUGUUUUUGUGCUUGAAAUGGACUUGGAGGAAAUGUUGCGGAGGAUGCAAAAGAUUUAUUUGAAGGCACAGAGAGAGAUCUUGAAGAACUGAGAUUUAGAGAGAUAAUCCAGAUAUGGCUUCAGCAGUGGAAGGCGGUUGCUCAAUGCAGCUCACCGGCUGGAACAGCAGUGCGAGCAGCUCCGGAGGAUCCGCACCCUGCAACCAGAGCGUCCGAUCCCUCGCCCCUUACUCCCCCGAAGCCACGGCGGCCUUCGCCACCGCCAUAACGCUAAUGGUUGUCUUCACCAUAUUCGGAAACAUCAUGGUCAUCAUCGCCGUGUUGACCAGCAGAGCUCUACGAGGUCCACAGAACCUGUUUCUGGUGUCUCUGGCUGCUGCAGACAUCUUAGUGGCCACUCUCAUCAUCCCCUUCUCCCUUGCCAACGAACUGCUCGGCUACUGGUACUUUAAAUCUCUGUGGUGUGAGAUCUACCUGGCGCUAGACGUGCUGUUUUGCACCUCCUCCAUCGUGCACCUGUGCGCCAUCUCAUUGGACCGCUACCUGUCCAUCUCCCGGGUCACUUACGGACGCCAGCGGACUCCCAGACGCAUAAAAGGCGCAAUUGUGGUGGUGUGGCUGAUCUCUUCCAUAAUUUCCUUCCCCCCUCUGCUCUCACUCAACAAGAGUGAUGUCGGUGAUGCAGCAAGUGAGAGAGGACCUCAGUGCCAGUUGAAUGACGAGCGCUGGUACAUCUUGUACUCCACUAUAGGCUCCUUCUUUGCCCCCUGCCUCAUCAUGAUCCUGGUAUAUGUGAGAAUAUACCAAAUAGCCAAGCAGAGAACACGCUGCCCACCUGGGGAACCCAGGAAGGAUGGAGUCGCCUGUGCAACUCCAGGUCAGCCCCCACGACACAUACAAGCCAACGGUAAGGAUGAUGAAGAGAGCACUCCCCCUUCAGCCAUCAAAACUUCAAAUGCCAGACCUCCCACUCUUGCUAUCACCUCUUCUCCAGCCCCAGGAGAUUCCCAGAGUCCCCAGAAUCCAACGAUUAACAAUCUCCUGCAGCCCCCUUCCCUGUCUCCAGCCGUGUUUCCCGUUACAACUCCUCCUGAUACCUCCCUUCAUCCCCGUUCAAUCUCCUCUUCCAACCCUGUGUCCCAGUCUGCACCCAAGACCAAGGAGGAGGUGAAGAAGGGCAAACGGCUGAGAAGGAAAAAGGCCGACAAUAACAAUGGUGACAGCUCAAGCACAGAGAGUGAUGCUGAGCACAGCCAGGGAGGUGGCAGAGGAAGUGCCAGCAUGUCGGGGUCACCUGGUGGAGAGGGCAUCCACUCCCCAGCCUCAGUCAAGCGCUACCGUGAUAUGAUUGCCACUUCAAAGGGUGCACGCCUGGUGCCUGGAAGGAAGUCAAAAACAGAGAACAAUCCGGGUGCUGCGAGGCGUAAAGCAAUGGUUAACAGAGAGAAACGUUUCACCUUCGUACUGGCAGUGGUCAUUGGUGUCUUUGUGGUGUGCUGGUUCCCCUUCUUCUUCUCCUACUCUCUACAGGCAGUGUGUCCAGAUACCUGCGUCAUUCCUGACCCACUCUUUAAGUUCUUCUUCUGGAUUGGUUACUGCAACUCUUGCCUCAAUCCAGUCAUAUACACAAUCUUCAACAAAGACUUCAGAAAGGCUUUUAAAAAGAUUCUGUGCAGAACCACCAAGGGUACUUUCUUUUAGCAUGUAAAUGUGCUACACAAGUUGUGGACACAGAUAAAGCUUCUUCAGAGGCAAAGCAGAACAAUCAUUUCCGCUACAAACCACGAACACUCAAAGGGCUGUUUUAAAGAAAAUGUGUGGAGGUUCUCAUGUGAAAUUUAAAACUGAAAGACAGUUUUUCAGCCACAGUGUGUAAACAGACAAACUGAACUGAUUGAUGCUGAUAGGUGCCAUUUUGCAGCUUUUUAUCUCCUGAUUAUAUUGACGUAAAGACACAGCGCUGCAAAAAUGCACACAAAGCACUAGAUCUUGCAGAUAAAGUCCUGAGAACUAAGUUUUCAUUGUGAAUAAAGACUUUUCUAAAUGUACAUAUAAUGUUUUGUAAGUACUGACUAUAGAAAGGCAAGUGACCUUACAUUCCUGUGCUCCCGGGGGCCUUUUAUUUAUCAGCACAGAGCACAAGGAGGACACAAGGUUAGCGGUGAUUUCUUACGUCUGCAGUCUUAAUUUGUCUUGCUGCAGGGCAAACAUGUGUUCCUUGAUUUUAAAGAGAAUCAACAAGAGAAGGCUUCAAACGAUCUCAGAUGUGAUAGCACAAACAAGGGCACCCUUUCAAACUCAACUCACAGACGUUUUAUGUGAAAAGCCACCUUUGCUCUUGGUUUUUGCUGGAGUCCCAAAAUGGCUCCUAACUUUUUUUUCCUGUGCCACAGAACUAAAACGAGAUCUGAUUGAUUAUGAACUCAUGUGUAGGUUAUGACCUCUUGACAUGUUUAACUGGACUGUCACGUUUAAAAGACUGGGCCACAAUCUCUUCUACCAAGCUGGACUUUUACUUAACAAUCAGAACUGCUUUGAUCCUCCUUCAGAGAUCACUGAUGUGAGAUGCAUCUGUUGAGGACUGAAAAAACUAGAAUGUUAUUUAAAUUGCAAGCAUUAUUUUCUGAACAAACUGCUAGUAUUUACCAGGUGGACACUUAGAGCGACUGUAACCGGUGGAUGAACAGUGCAAUUAUAGGUGCGGGAUGUUCCCCUUAAUUACAUCUACAGGGGUUAUGCUGAACAAUGUGUCUGAGUGGCUCUUCAGCAGCACCUGGGACACAGCGUCACCCACGGCGACACCUUGUUGGGUUGUUGCAGGGAGGUGAGUCAGGAUGGAUGGAUGGUUGCGAUAUUGACAGUGAUAAAAACAAGAGAGAAAGAUGUGUCUAACUGUGAAUGCCACAACAGGCUUAUUAUUAACUCUAUGGGACAAGGGCUGUCAGCAGUGACACACCAAUUUCCUAAUCCUGCUGACCUGUAUGAAUGUGAAUGUGUGUGUGUAUCUGCAUGUAGGAUGACUUUAUUGUUUGUUUUUUGAUCUUCUGUAGAAACAGUCAGUGCCUCCUCUGGCUGCUAUGCUACAGAUCUACUGUAAUAUUGAUCAGAGCAGAGACUAGAUUUGCAGGUACAGGCGACCUAUUACUGUCAGCGGAGAGAUCUCUUCAUUGAGACAGUCUUACCAAGCUGAAAGCCAGUGUUUAUCCUUAUGUGAUCCGAGUGCAUGGCUUUUCAGUGAGCACCCUGCAGGGACCAAAGAGCCUUAUGGAACUCCUGCCUGACUCAGUGAUAUCUAGCUCUGUGACGUAUUUAUCAAGUAUUCUUCUUUUUUGGUGUAUAUGAUAGGACGCACAGAUUGAAAAUGUAUUUGCUGUGCAAUUUGUUGUCUGUUACCUAUUUAUUUGUAAUUAGACUACAUUUAUGCAGAGAAUGAAGCAAACUGAUCAAAGAGUGACAACACUGUACAGAUUUUUAAGUUCUUCUAAGAGAGUGAAAGUCUCUUUUUACCAUCAAAGUUUAUGCUUGGUGAGAGUGCAGUUUAUUUUAACUCAGAAUAACAGGAACUCUGGAGUAUUUUGUGCAGAACCCAAAAUGCAAAAUUUGCCACUGUUUCAUCUGGUCGUGGUGGCGUGAAAUCUUUCAUGAGAGUUGCAAACACAUUCAGCAGGGUGCAAAAUUAAUCAAGUGUAAUAUUCUGCAGCAGAAAUUCCUCUCUUAAACAGGAUUUAUUCAAAUGGAUGCAGGCUGGAGCUUUGUGCGCUUGUUUAGCAGUUCCCUAGACUUGUUUAUAAAACACAGCUUCAGUUCCAUAAAACGACAAUAAUUAGCCAUAGAGGUCAUGUUCGAGUUUGUUUUCACUACACUUGAGUUGUAAAGAUGUUCAAAACUCACCAAGUAUAGUCUCCUGUGACAAGAGUGCUACUGUGUCUGUUUAAAAAAGUUGAAAUUCGUGGCUUAAAGGUCACAGAUGCAAAUGAUUGCCAUUCUUCUGAAGCUGCCUAUUUUGUCUCUCCCCAACUGUGUUUGGACCAAACUGCUCGGUCUAAGCUUUUCAAUCUACGAUCUCCCAUCUGUCAUGGCUUCCCCUACCACCACUCCAGUUCGGAAAUAAAGCAACUUUAAAAGCA
This is a messenger RNA of Girardinichthys multiradiatus, 5024 nucleotides long. RefSeq names its product adrenoceptor alpha 2B (gene adra2b). Bases 1012 to 2598 code for a protein of 528 amino acids. Lineage: Eukaryota; Metazoa; Chordata; Actinopteri; Cyprinodontiformes; Goodeidae. Gene Ontology annotation, molecular function: G protein-coupled receptor activity. The transcript is spliced from 2 exons. Gene Ontology annotation, cellular component: membrane. The record is from RefSeq and is a predicted model, not a curated record. Gene Ontology annotation, biological process: adenylate cyclase-activating adrenergic receptor signaling pathway.